AACUAGGAUGAGUAACUGUAGCAGGAGAUUAGCUGCUGGGGAAAGACAUUUGACGUUUUAAGGGAUUUAAGUGAGAUCUAGAAGGGAUUUAACCAUGGCCACAGCCAGUACUACAGAGAAUGGGCUGACUUCGCGUUCCGAGGAGAGCCAAGAAGCGCAAACAAAUGUCAACGCCACAACUGAAUACUGCGCAAAGUUACAGGAAUGGAUGUGGCAGUACUACUGGGGCUAUGCAAAUUGGCAAAGCUGGAUGACUCUGACUACGUUUCCUUUUCCCCCGUGCAAUUUUCCCGUAGCUGGAAACUAUCAAGCACCGACUGGAACUCCAUGGCCCGCUGGACAACCAACUUUAGAUGCCCGAUAUGGGUACAACUAUCCGGGAAUAGGGUACCCCUUUCCAUUCCCUGCGCCCCCGACUACGGGGUUUCAGACAGGGCAGCAGAUGACAGCUGGGACACUGCCUCAUGAUGCAAGGCCAGUGCAACAACAGAACGGAAACGCACCUCAAGCAGGUCGGGAAUACACCAUCCCUUCUCCCCUCCACAGAUUCCUAGCAGAGACGGUGGACUUCUUUAUUUUAUUUUGUGUCAAGGCAACCAUCAUUCUGUGGAUUAUGCACCUUAGUGGCAUGAAGGACAUCACUAAGUUCGUCACCCACUUCAUAGUUGAGGAGAUAGAUGAGAACACGUCUAUGGAGGACCUGCAGAAGAUGAUGGCAGUAGCUCUGGUCUACAGGAUGCUGGUCUGUUUCUAUGAGAUCAUCUGUAUCUGGGGGGCGGGCGGUGCCACCCCAGGGAAGUUCCUCCUUGGUCUUCGGGUCGUGACAUGUAACAGUUCAGUCCUGGUCCGACCUAACCGGGUACUGGUGGUACCGGCAUCUAACGUCACCCUGUCAGCUUCCACGGUGCGGGCGUUGAACAAGAACUUCUCCAUUGCCUUCCUGUUCCCCGUCUUCAUUAUCCUCCUCUUCUUCCAACACAACAGGACUGUCUAUGACGUUGUAGCUGGUACCAUCGUGGUGCAGCGCAGAGGGGCCAGAUAAAAUACCCUAUAGUUGAUCUGAACAGGGUCCUGUUCAGUAGGGAAACACCAUAGCGUAACACUUUGCAACACAAAAUGUAAAUCUGUGUUCUUAUUGGACAUGUUCAGGUACCUGUUUCAUUAAGUAUGAAAACAUUUCUCUCUAUUGAACACAACAGACCUUGGGCUUCUAGAACUGAACAGAAGGCCUGUAAUACAGAACUAGGCCUCAGACUGAAACCCACUCAGGACAGAUUAUAAAGAAGUCUCAUGGGGAGGCCGCAGAACGGAACAUCAUGGUUGUUUUAUCGUCUUCAUUCAAAAAGUAUGGUUACUAAACCUUUCCCUAGUUACCAGCUGAAUAUUUCAAUGGAAUGUUAGAGAAGUUGUAUUAAUGUAUGUGAUGUUUAUAUGCAGUUGUAGACUGACUCGUAUAUGGAUAAGGGCUUUUUCCAGGUCAAGAUGAAAGUUUUAUUUUUUUUUAACCUUUAUUUAACUAGGCAAGUCAGUUAAGAACAAAUUCUUAUUUUCAAUGACGGCCUAGGAACAGUGGGUUAACUGCCUGUUCAGGGGCAGAAUGACAGAUUUGUACCUUGUCAGCUCGGGGGUUUGAACUUGCAACCUUCCGGUUACUAGUCCAACGCUCUACCCACUAGGCUACCCUGCAACCCCCAUGUGACGGUGGCCAUUGUCUACAUGGAACUAAAAACUGUUACUUGGGUCUUUUUUAAUUUACUGAACUCCUCUGAAUUUUGCAUUGAGGCUGUCUGUCUUUCUGGGACACAUUUUCAGCAGCAGGUUUGCAUUCUACUGUCUAGUUAUUUUUUCACCAGAGCCAGACUCAGAUAUUUGUCAUUCUGAUCCAAAUCACAGAUUAGAAUCUGGACAUUCCAGACUCUUCCUCACAAAUAGGAGGUUGGCUGGUUGUGUCUGCAUAGGUGUGUGUGUGUGUGUGUGUGUGUGUGUGUAGGAAUGCACACCUCUGCUAUGUCAGGAUUCACAAACCAUGACUCAGGGUAGUCUAUUUGACAAUUCAUCCCUUACACAGGCUAACCUUAAAUGCACGAGUGUAAAUUACCACCCUGAAGUGAGUUUUCAAUGUAAUUCUUUACACUACUGUACACACUACACUUUAUGUACAUCUCUCAGACAGAAUGCACACACGGUACAUGUUAUAGUUCAGCAUAUGAAUACAGGUCCAGGACUUCUAUUUUGUUAUAGUAAAUGUAUCAUGGGUCUAUUAAUAUGUGGCUUUAUUGUGUCUGUUAGUUUCAUGCUUAAUCACCACCACCACCACACUGUAGUGAAACACUCAAAACAGUUACAAUGUUUAACCACAGGGGGAGGUAGAAAACUAAACAGCAAAUAUCACUUUUGACUUCAUGCAAGGCUUCCUCUCGUCUUCCAAUCUCAUUAUACCACAUUUGAGGAUUAACCCCAGUGUUUAACCCAAAAGGCUCUGACUUUUCUAUUUUCAUCUACACAGGCCAGCAUCAAUGUUUCUCUGCAUCCGUGUUCCGGUGGACCUGCUCUAACCUGGAGCCAAGGCAAGGCCCUGGGUCAUUUUCAUUUACAUAACAAUGGCCAAUUGUGGACUUUAACACUGUGUGACAAAGCAACAGUCCUGAAUGAUGCACAUACUGUUGAUUCUGCUCACCACAAGUCUUCAGUGUCACACUCCUGAUGGAAGCACAAUAACACUAGAGGUACAUUAACAUUAAACACUGACGACACCCUAGCGUGGGGGUAAGUUUCAGUGGAAAAGCACCAUCAAUUUCCUCUGCUCUUUCUUCCUCUCACCCCUCCUCCCCCCCCCCCCCCCCCCCCUCUCCUAUUCUCCAGUAGUGCCCUGUAGGCCAGUAUGUCCUGGGAAAUUCCUGCUAAUAAACUCCAGUUGGAUGGAAUGAAUGACUAGAACAGUGUAGAGCGGGGUCGACUGAGGAUACACUCACACUAGUCAACAAUAAACAACCAUGUUUUUCCAUGGAUUCCUUUCCACUUGAACUCAGUGACACAGACAUGCUCAGUCACACACACACAGAUCACACACACUCAGAUCACAUACCCUCAGUCACACACACUCAUCACAUGCUCUAAACUGUAGUAGUCAGUCAUCAAAUUCCUUUGCUGUCUUUUCUGGUGACUUGUCUGAGAGAAAGAAACAAUGUACUGACUCUCUUGUCUGUGUCUCUCUGUCUGUGCCUGUCUGACUCUCUGUCUGUGUCUCUCUGUCUGACUCUCUGUCUGAUUCUUUCUGUGUCUCUCUGUCUGACUCUGUCUGUGACUCUCUGUCUGACUCUAACUCUCUGUCUGACUCUCUGUCUGACUCUCUGUCUGAGUCUCUCUGUCUGAGUCUCUCUGUCUGAGUCUCUCUGUCUGUGUCUCUCUGUCUGUGUCUCUCUGUCUGUGUCUCUCUGUCUGUGUCUCUCUGUCUGACUCUCUGUCUGACUCUCUGUCUGACUCUCUGUCUGACUCUCUGUCUGUGACUCUCUGUCUUUGUCUCUCUGUCUUUGUCUGUCUGUGUCUCUCUGUCUGACUCUCUGUCUGACUCUCUGUCUGUCUCUCUGUCUUGCUCUGUCUCUCGCUCCGUCAAUAACAGUAAACAUUACACACACAAAAGUUCAAAAAGAAUAAAGAGAUAAAACGUCA
Molecule: messenger RNA, 3669 nt
Organism: Oncorhynchus nerka (sockeye salmon)
Lineage: Eukaryota; Metazoa; Chordata; Actinopteri; Salmoniformes; Salmonidae
Product: protein FAM8A1
Exons: 5
Coding region: 95-1042 (315 amino acids)
Source: RefSeq, a predicted model, not a curated record